Messenger RNA from Tinamus guttatus (white-throated tinamou), 1457 nucleotides. RefSeq names its product adaptor related protein complex 3 subunit mu 2 (gene AP3M2). Gene Ontology annotation, biological process: intracellular protein transport; vesicle-mediated transport. Lineage: Eukaryota; Metazoa; Chordata; Aves; Tinamiformes; Tinamidae. The record is from RefSeq and is a predicted model, not a curated record. Gene Ontology annotation, cellular component: clathrin adaptor complex.
AUGGCUGGGGCUCGUGCGCGCGGCGGGCGGGGCGCAGCGCUGAGGCGCGUCGGGAGCCGCUCCGUCUGCGACUACUUCUUCGAGGCGCAGGAGAGGGCCUCGGAGGCGGAGAAUGUGCCUCCCGUCAUCCCCACGCCGCACCACUACCUCCUCAGCGUCUACCGCCACAAGAUCUUCUUCGUGGCUGUCAUCCAGAGCGAGGUGCCGCCGCUCUUCGUCAUCGAGUUCCUGCACCGCGUCGUCGACACCUUCCAGGAUUAUUUUGGGAUCUGUUCAGAGGUGAUGAUCAAGGACAAUGUUGUGGUGGUUUAUGAGGUACUGGAGGAAAUGCUCGACAAUGGCUUUCCAUUGGCAACGGAAUCUAAUAUUCUCAAGGAGCUGAUAAAACCUCCCACUAUCCUGCGAACAGUUGUCAACACCAUCACAGGAAGCACAAAUGUGGGUGACCAGCUCCCCACUGGACAGCUCUCAGUGGUGCCUUGGAGACGUACUGGUGUGAAAUACACCAACAACGAAGCAUAUUUUGAUGUGAUUGAGGAGAUAGAUGCAAUCAUUGACAAGUCAGGGUCCACAAUUACUGCUGAAAUCCAAGGGGUGAUUGAUGCUUGUGUCAAGCUGACUGGCAUGCCAGACCUUACACUGUCCUUUAUGAACCCCCGAUUGCUGGAUGAUGUCAGUUUUCAUCCAUGCGUGCGUUUUAAGCGCUGGGAAUCAGAGCGAAUCCUCUCCUUCAUUCCACCUGAUGGGAAUUUUCGCUUGUUGUCCUAUCAUGUCAGCGCUCAGAAUCUUGUGGCAAUUCCUGUCUACGUCAAACACAACAUAAGCUUCCGUGAUGGCAGCUCACUGGGACGCUUCGAGAUCACUGUGGGACCCAAGCAGACCAUGGGAAAGACCAUAGAGGGAGUGAUGGUCUCCAGCCAGAUGCCAAAAGGUGUCUUAAACAUGAGCCUCACACCGUCACAGGGAACACACGUGUUCGAUCCAGUUACAAAGUUGCUCUCAUGGGAUGUUGGGAAAAUAAACCCCCAGAAGCUGCCAAGCUUGAAAGGGACAAUGAGUCUUCAAGCUGGGGCAUCCAAGCCUGAUGAGAAUCCCACCAUUAACUUGCAGUUUAAAAUUCAGCAGCUGGCUAUAUCUGGACUGAAGGUGAAUCGCUUGGACAUGUAUGGGGAGAAGUACAAGCCCUUCAAGGGGAUAAAAUACAUGACUAAAGCUGGCAAGUUCCAAGUCCGAACCUAGAGGAGCCUCAUAGUGAGGAAGAACACUUUCCUCUCUGUCUUAUUCCUAGCUGUUGAAUGCAACCUCUCCCCACCACCACGCAUUCAGGGGUUCUCCCUUCUCUCUACUAGCAUCUGCUGGAGAGCCAAUGCUUGGGGUGCUGGGGAGCAGGGAAAAGCAGGGCUGACCUGAAAUAUCUCGUCCCUAACUGCAUCUGAAAUAGAGCAGUGGCAAAUGGG